Molecule: messenger RNA, 1277 nt
Organism: Hydra vulgaris (swiftwater hydra)
Lineage: Eukaryota; Metazoa; Cnidaria; Hydrozoa; Anthoathecata; Hydridae
Source: RefSeq, a predicted model, not a curated record
UAUUAAUUCCGUCACACAACAGUAACCUUGUUUUCUAUAUAAAUACGCAACAUAUGCAGGUAUUCUGACAGAAACAUCGCUAAACAGAUAUCAGAAAAAAAUGAGAGUGAUAAUUGGUGUCGUUUUACUAUCCGUUGUCACACAUGGUUUAGAUGUGCUGAUUAGAGAUCACAAAACACCAAUAAAAAAAAAAGAAUUAGUAGCCCGUAUCCCUAUUUUGGCCAAGUCCUACAAAAUUUCAUUUGAUAUAAAUCCGAACUUCUACUCAUUAGAUUCUAAAAAUAUCCUUUUUUUCGAAGAUGGUACUAAUGUAGGUAAUUUCCAUCUUGGAAUUCUGGGAUUUUGGUAUCAAAAUGAUGGAUUUGUAAUUAAUGCACCUAUUAAUGGAAAAUCCUACCAAAAAAAAAUUCUCGAUAAAUUUCCACUCAAUGUGUGGACAAACAUUGUUAUUAGUCAGCAACUUAAUGAUCGCAAUUUUUAUUAUUUCACAGUUAACGUAAAUGGAGAAAAUGCAUUUUCUAUAGAUAACAAAAAUACUGAAGUAUUUAAAAAUGUCGCAGUUUAUGCAUCAAAUUCUUGGAAUUUACCUUUUGAUGGAUCAAUAAAAAAUUUGACUCUUGAAAAUGGGGAGCCAGGUGAACAUUUACCGCCGGCUGUACUGAAUCCAAAAGACUUUGUGCUUAAUACUGACAAAGAGAUACUGAAGAAUGAUAACUUGGUUGCAGUUUUGUCAAAAUUAAAAAAAUCAUUUAUUAUUUCUUUUGAUUUAAAACUUAACAGUUUUUCAAAUGAAAUUAGAAGUGUCAUUCAUUUGACUCUAGGAGAGGAUAAUGUAAAAUACGGUGAUCGAAUUCCUGGCGUAUGGAUUUCUAAGCAAAAGUUACAAGUUGUUUUUGCAAUAAAUGGUAACAACAACAAUCUUUUUGAAUCCAAACCUCUUCCACUUGACGUGUGGAUAAAUGUUGAUAUACUUCAGCAAUAUGAAUGGGGUCUUAAUUAUUUUUAUGUAUAUAUUAAUAACAAAAAAGUAUAUGAGAUACUAAACCGGAACGAAAGGUUAUUUACAAAUGUCAAAGUAUAUGCUGGAGAUCCAUGGCAUGAAGCCCAGGACGGUUCCAUCCAAAACUUCCGUGUUUUUAACAUAUGUUGAGAGAAAAAAGAGUUUGAAAAACGAUGCAAUACAAUAAAAGACGCUUGGUUUUAACUUUUAAAUUGUUGUAACGACUUUUCACUUUGAUGUUGUAUUUUUUAUUUAAAAAUAUAUCUUUUGCACCGCA